Molecule: messenger RNA, 1574 nt
Organism: Mucor mucedo
Lineage: Eukaryota; Fungi; Mucoromycota; Mucoromycetes; Mucorales; Mucoraceae
Exons: 3
Coding region: 125-1285 (386 amino acids)
Molecular function (GO): calcium ion binding
Source: RefSeq, a predicted model, not a curated record
CUGGCUUAACUUUUGUGUGUCAUCUGAGCCUAUUAGAAAUAAGAAAGAUUCUAAGACCGUUUAAUUUUUUUUAUUUUUUAUAAAAACCCUUUUACCUUUUCUUCUUUUCAUCAUUAUUAUAAAAAUGAAGGGCGCCAAAACACCAGGAGAACGUAGAAAGAAGAUCCAUGACAAAUUUAGUCAGCAUAUGAGUGUGCUUCGUAUCGACAGUCUUAGAAAACCACGAUAUAGUAAUGCUGGCCAAAGUGCAGAGCCUAAAGAAACAACUCCUAUUUUUGAUAGUCCACCAAAACAGAAUCUACAGUAUCGGUCUCAGCAUUCACAUAGCUCACAGGAUAUGUUAUGUUUCGAGAGUUUAGUAGCGAUGACACCCCCUUCACUCUUUAUUCCAUUGCAAGCAAGUCCUACGAUGCGACUGCCAGUGCAAACGCCAUACAGCAUAAGUCCAUUGACACCGAUGCAGGGUCAAAUUUCAUCCGGUAAUACUGAUCAAGCAAAUAAUUUUUCUCUUAAUAAUUUAACAACGAACUUUACGGCGCCUCUCCAGACAGAGAAUCUACAACGCCAGCAAAACGUUUUCGAUUUGAGUAGUUUUUUUGAUGAGUCCUUUUUCAAUCCUGUUCCUAACACAACAAACAAUCUGGUGGCACCAAGCCCUCCUCCUCCCUUACAGGUGGAUAUGACACAGCAAAACGUCGUACCACCAUCAACACGUUCGUACGAUAUGCCAUCCAGACCAAAUCCCCCUUCUUUUAUUGAUGGUCCUCAAUAUUUCCAAGCCAGUGAAGAUUUUUCAGCCUGUUUCGGAAAAGCCGAUGCCGACAAUUCGAAAUUCAUUACAUUGGAUGAGCUUAAAGUUUUUUUACAAAAUAAAGACGGUAGCAGUUUCAACGAUGCAACGGCAAUGACGAUCAUGAAUAUGUUUGAUAAAAACAAGGAUUACAUGAUUGAUGCAGAUGAGUUUCCUGACAUGCUUGCAUACAUCAGUAACUGGUACAGCUGCUUCAUUUUUUUGGAUUCAGAUAACUCCGGCACGAUUAAUUUUCUGGAGAUGCAUACGGCCAUUACUUGUCUUGGACUUGCUGGACUCAGUUAUGAUUUCACAGCCAGCUUGCUAGAAAAAUAUGUCUGUGCUGGUAGUCAUGAGAUUCGUUUCGACAACUUUAUUCUUGCAUGUGUUACUCUUUGUCGAUUCAAUGAGGCGUAUAAGUUUUUGGAGAGGCAAUUUGGCACCCCUGGUCGUCUUCCACAGAAACUGGAACAGUUCCUUUCACUUUCCAUUUAACGUUUUUCUUCUUUUUUUCUUUUUUUUUCUGGCUGUUUUUUUCACUCCAUAUAAAGAUCGAGCAAAUAAAGUUUUACUUGUACACCGUGUAUUUCUUAGGGCUAAGCCUUCGCUUUUAAAAAAACAAAAAUAAAGAAAACAAUCCAUUACUUAGACGCUAUUUCAGUGCUUCAUGGGAUUAAGUUUUCGCGAGAUGUUUUACAAAAAAAGCUGAGCUCGUUUUUCAUAGGAAAAAGUAAAUAAAAAGGGAAGAAUGUUCAGUCAUUAAGUGCGUUUAUCCUAUAAAUAC